ACCCGUUAACUAGCGUGGAACCUGAACGAGCUGCAGGCCUUCCGCUCUUCCGUAUUCCCCCACGCCGCUGAGUUCCGUGCUGGAGUUCCGUCUUCCCCCACGCCGCUGAGCUCCGAUUCAUCCAUGGAGCGCAAGCUCUACCCCGACGAGCACGAUUUGGUCGCCACAACCAACAUCCUCCCUGCGGACCAAUUCCCCAUCUCGCCCCACCGCUCGACAUCCACUAUCGUCCCAAUUCGGCCAGCCCCAAAUCGGAGUCCAAGCUCCACCCCGACGAGCCUGAAGCGUUCGCCGGAGCCAAGAUCUUCCCCCGCCGAGCAGUUCCCCAACUCGCCCCACCGCUCAAGAUCUGCUAUCGUCUUUGGCGCCGGCCUGUACGCGGCUGCGAGAGUGCGGGUGGCGUGAUGUCGACCCGCCGCUCAGGAUCGACGGCGUCUACAUCGUCCUCGGCACCGGCUGAAUGGAUCCCCUGUUUUUCGGCGAACUCUGAUGGCCAAAACACCAUCAACUGUGAAUGGAUCAGGUGGUUCAACCUCCAACAGAUCAGCAUUCACCAAAGCAUUGCAACACGUUCGCCGGAAACUUGGGAUCAACCUUGCACAGAACACAACAAUCAAUGCUAGUUCUCCACGAUCUAGUGGUGUUAGUAAUAAAGCAAGGAAAUCUAGAAAAGGUACAGUAUACACGAGGAGUUCCGCUGGUAUGACUUCAGACAUCUUCAGUAGCAUAGAAGAUGAAACUAGGUUGCAGCUGAUUAAAGACAUGGGAUUCCAAGGUUUUAAGUACCUUAAUAUCCACAAGUCAAAUAAGGAUUUUGCUGCAUGGCUGCUCAGUAAGUUUGAUCCUGUCCGCUGUACCUUACUUUCUGGUACUAGAUCUGAAAUCAAGUUGACAGAAUCUGAUGUCAACUUGAUCCUGGGAAUCCCAUGUGAGGGAAAGCCCAUAGUACCUGCAACACAUCAAGAAGUGGUUAUAAUGAAAAAAUAUAUCUGUAAUGUUUUUGGGAAGGAAUCAUUUGAGCAAAUCACCUUGCCGUUCCUCACCGGUAUUUUAUACAAGAAACCUGAGAGUCCAAUGUCUGUCGGUGAGGCUAUCAAAUUCAAAACUGCACUCAUAAUGGUCCUUGUGACCAUUUUUUUAGGCCCAGUUUCUCUCAACAAUCACAUAUCAACAAGGUAUAUGACAGCCUUGGUUGACAUUGAUAAUGUCCAAAACUAUAACUGGUCAAAGUUUGUUAUCGAUGAGCUAAAAGUUGCAGCGGAUUCUCUGCAUAACAAGCUAAAAAAUGGCAAAAGCGCAGGCUACAUCAAUGGUUGCAUAAUAUUACUUCAGAUUUUUUAUUUGGAUAACCUUGAAAAUGGUAACAGCACUCCUGAACACAGCUGCUUUCCUCGCAUCAGAUCGUAUGAUGACAAAAUCAUGGAUGAGUUCAUAAAGAAAGACAUGAUCUUACAAAAUCGAUUUCCAUUCCCAUCUUUUGGAAAGCUCAAGCUCCGUGAUCGUCGUCAAGUUUGCUACAGCAACAACACAUUUGCCAGUCAAGUUGAGAUUGAAGAAGUUGUCCAUCAUGGAGCGACUCGCAAGCCAACCUCAACCUUCGGCGGCAUUGAUCCACCAAGUUUUGACCUGGGCCUUUCACAGCUCGACAACGACAACACUAUGGGAUUAUCUCUUUAUCGUUUCGAGUCGAUUCAAAAAGAUGUCCAUCAUGGAUUGACUCCCAAGCCUACAUUUUCCAUCGGCGGCAUUGAUCCACCAAGUUUUGAUCUUGGCCUUUCACAGCUUGACAACAACAACACUCUUGGAGAACUAACACCCGCAAAUCUAGUGCAAGGUAAUUUAGAAGCACAGUUUGACACGGUUGCUGAUCAAGCUGUUGUGCCAGAAACUCCUCCAGAUCAACAAGGUGUAGCUAAUACAGAGACCAUGAUGAAUUCUGCUUCUUUCUCCUCACCGCAUUCCAUACUGAAGCAUGUUACUGAAGCGAGGAUUACACUUCGUAAUGAACAACUUGUCACCAAGUAUCUCCCUAAAUCCAAGAAAACAAUCAUUGGAGAACCUGCAGAUUUGCUUGUAAAUUUGCCAGCACGUAUCGUUAAGCCAAGCACGAUGGUAAAGUCACCUUUUCUAUGCAAGCCACAAUCAUACACAAGGAACGAGAGUAAGGCUCUAGAUGAUCUGUUUCAACACACCACUUCCAUCCAAGACAAGAACGCACUAAAGAAGCUUUGGGUUCACAUCUCCAACCCGGUUCCCAUGAAACUUCAUCUAUCUCACCUUCAACAUACCCUGAAGACUAAUGACCCCAUGGACGAAGAUACAUUUAAUCUUGCCGUUCAGGCACUUUAUGAGGAUGAGCUCCAUACAUUUGGUUCCACUAAUUUUGUUGGCUGGAGGCACUUCCUGAACCAAGAUUUUGCGAUGUAUGCAAUUGCGGCAGACGGCCACUGGAACCCAACAUAUCACAUUCAUUUGUUCACUGAUCCAUCAAUUAUUCCAUACAACGUGUCAUCAUGUCGCCUGCAUCUUGACACCGCUGCACGGUGUUUCUACACAUGUGGCCAAUUCAAUGACCAUGAGAAGUGCUUCUUCUUCCAGUGGAUCGACGGCCCCGACAACUUUGACCCACGGUUCUUGCUUUUUGCGGGUAUUUGCCACGGGAAGUUUCCACGUGAUCGCUUCAAAUGUUGGGUGCCGCCACCACCAAACCCCCGCCGAUGACUUCUGAGGAGAAGGAAGUAGCUACGGCAAGACGCCUUGAUGACCCUCCUAAGUGCUUUUGUGGUGACAGAGCUAUGGUAGAGCAGACGCGCGGUCUUGAGUUUGUGUGUCCCAACAAGCAUCCAGAUUAUUCUAUGGAAAAGUGUCAUUUUAGAGAGUGGCUAUAUGGUCCGAAGUCUCAUUGGCCGGAGGAAAAGAAGAAAAAGAAGGACAGGAUUAUUACCCCAUCGCCUCCGGUUAAGUGCAAGUGUGGUGUUGAGGCUAGCUACGUCCUAGUUCCUUCCGAACUAGGAGUCGGCUAUUUUGUGGUCAUAUGGUAGACUACGAUGAGAGCACUAGGAAAUGUGACUGGGAGUAUUGGCAUGGGAAAAGAGACUUCUACCAAACCUGCGAGCAGAAGAAAGCACUAGGCAUUAAGCUUCGAUGCGGGAACGAGCUAUUGGACAACUAUGUGAAGUACUAUAAAGAGGACGCACGUCGUGAAGCAAGUGAGGGCCGUCACAACAGCCCCGCAAAAGUAAUGUGGGAGAAAUGGAGGCUCGAAGGUAUGAGGCAAAAAGAAGAGGAGAACUCUUGGAGAGCUGUACUUCAAAAGUAUGACGAAAUGAAGGGUUUGGAGAAAAGAUUGUGCGCUAAGAUUGGAUGCACCGGAGAUUGGACCGCUGAUGUGGCUCGUUCAAGGUAUUUGGAGAAGAUAGCUAUGGACAAGAUGAAGGAGGAUGAAGUCAAAGAGGCCGACAACAACAUGGAUGAGGAAGACAACUCAAGACUGGAUGCUCUCGCCGAACUAGUGCUUGAGCAUGAUGCUUCUAAGAUGGCUCAACAAGAGCAUAAUGUACAUGUGCACAAUGCAGGCGAAACCAGCCGCGCUACGGACUUUGUGUUGCAGGUGGAGGAGGACGAGGAGGAGGAAUGGUAUACACAAGCCGUGGAUGAGGCAGAGGCUGCUUACUAUAGCCAAAAGAAGGUGGUGGUAGAGGAGGAUGAGGACGAGGAAUGGUUAACACAAGUCGUGGAUGAAAUUGAGGCUGCUUACUACAGGCAAAAGGCGGAAAGGCAAAAGGAGUGGUGGUGGAGGAUUGCGAGUCCGACGACGACGAUUUGCUACCUGGCUACGUUUCUAGUUAGAGGUCCAUAGUAUUUGAGCAUGUAAUGGAUUCCUUAUAUGCGAGUACGAACUAGUGGUACAUGUCUAUGUAUGAUGAGGACUUUUAUGCGACGCCAUGGAUUCCUUCUCCCACGAGUAUUCGCUUGUAUGUUUCAUUUGUUGAUACUAAAGCUCUCGUGGUUGUCCAACUGUUGUUACAAAAGCUAACUCGUUGGGCUGUCCAAGAAAUGGCCAAGCAACUCACAAAGCUAACUGCAAGCUCGGCGUGCAGCCCAAGCACGCCGAGGUUGGCUACCUCGGCGUGGCGAGCCCCACCAACGCAGGGAAGGCUCAAUUUAGGGUGCUAGCUCAGCGUCAAACUACAGCACGCCGAGGUUGGCUACCUCGGCGUGACGAGCACCUCCAACUCAGAGAGGUACAGGUUUGGCACUGACCUCGGCAUCAAUUGAAAAAACGCCGAGGUCUCAUGGUCGGCGCCAUGUCAGCUGACGCCGAGGUCUUGGGCUCAGCAUUUUAUUUAUUUACGCCUAAGAUUUGAGCCAUUGACAAAAUAAUACAAAUCCAUAAUCAUAUAGUAAUACAAAUCCAUAACGAUAUAGUAGUACAACUACAUUCUCGGAAAAAUAAUACAAAUCGACAAUCAUAUAGGCACAUACGUAAAUAGCAUUAGUUUCCACACAUAGUCCAUACAUGAGCAAUAGCAUUAGUUCAUUCAUAGUCCAUACUUGAGUUUCCAACGAAAACAAGCAAUGCAGCAAAAUCUAAACGGAUAGAAUGGAAGAGGGGAAGGAGUAUUACCUCGGGACCAAUUUGAAGGGACUGAUUUGAGCCCCUAGCCACUCCCUAAUGGCUAGGGUUUGAGGGGGCGGCGGGGUAAGGAGAGAGAGAGAGGUGGGAAGACAAAAAACUGAAUGGAGGGAGGAGGAAGAAGGCCGCGCGGGGCUCUGUAUAGCCUAGACCUCGGCGUCACACGACUCAACGCCGAGGUCUGGAGGCUCAGCGCUAAAGGGCAGCACGCCGAGCUGUUUGGGCCGCCAGGCCAAAAUGGGCCGUCCAGCACCGCGCCCCAGACUUCGGUGUGCCAAGAGCUAACGCCAAUGUCUGUUGCUCGGCGUCAGCUUACUUGACGCCGAGGUCCCGGCCACGUGUUUUCGAUGACCAGGGUCGUCGAUGACGUGGCACUAGUUCGGCGUUAAGGGCCUACACGCCGAGACGCGGAACCUCGGCGUGCUGUUACAUGACGUCGAAAAACGGUCUAUUUUUGAAAAUUGUUUCCUAGGGGUCUAAUUGCAAAAAAAGUUUAAAAAAGGGCUAAAUUACAAAAAUUUCACCAUGAUUACAUGACCCCGCAGGCUUGAAAAGAACCGUCAUUCCCAGCUGCCUGCCCAAUGGAUCAUGGAGUGGGACUUUACACAAGCACUUUUUCUUUGGUCCCCCAAUUUGCUUAAUUACCCUACCAUCCGGCACAGAUGUAUAUGUUUGGCACCUAUAUACCAUCACAUUCGUAGCAAUGAAACUCAAACAUAUAGAAAACGUGUUUGUAUUGCAAUGAAACCCGCAUGCAUACAUAUACGACCAUCACAUUCAAUUCGUAGCAAUGGAACUCACACGGUCACACACAUAUACACCAUCUGUUCCUAAAUAAAUAGAUUUCAGUUAAGUCAAACUUUUAAACUUUGAUCGAAUUUUUAUAAAAAAUAUUAUGUUUUGGUAUCAAUUAGUAUCAUUAGAUUUACCAUAGAAAUAUUUUUUCAUAACGUGCUUAUUUUAGGUCAUAGAUAUUGUAACUCUUUUUUAUAAAGUUAGUCCACUGACACAGAUUCUAGAAACUGAUUUAUUUAGGGAUGGAGUAUCUAGCUAGCAAGACUUGGAACUAUGGGGGGCUUCCAUCUUGCCUCCUACCCUUGCUAAGGAACAGUGCAAAGGAGGCUGAGGGUGGCUCAUAGGAGAAGUAAAGUGAGGGUUAAACACGGAGGGACAAAGCGGAAACACAAUAAAUUUAGGAGUCAAUGACUAUUAAUUCAUCAUCAAUUUUUGUGCCACCCAUUGGGUAUUUAUAGGGCCUACCGAGGGUGUGGCAAAAUUACAAAUUGCCCUUGUCAUACAAGGCGCCACUCUAUUGGAGUAUAGGGACCUCACCCUCUCUGGGACUACCGACUUCCGUCCAAUGCUUCAUAACACAGAGCCAAUCACGCAAGGGUUGCCUCUUGUUCGAAAGGCCUUGCGAGCAACACUCAACCUGCAAAGACAUAGGACCAAAGUUCCUUCGUCUGGAGCAUUAUAGCACCCUUCGUUGAGGGCACCAUUGAGCGUGGCGGUGAGGGUCCCGCCGAGGGUCGUACUCAGGACCCAUGUCGAACAUAGCCAUGCCAGGUAUUCCCUUGGAUGUAAAGGAAAAUAGCGGUCGAGGGUUCAGUGUUUGGGUAACGCUAGGACGAGGUGGCACAUUGGAUGUAAAGGAAAAGAGCAGUGGAGGGUUCAAUGUUUGGGCAACGAUAGGACGGGGUGGCACAUCGAGGACCUCUCCCCAAUAGUACAUAGCCCCCUCGAGGGUUUAGGCUAGCUUGAUGGGGGAUGGGCUGAUGCAACGUCAAACUAAAAGGCGGGCGAGCAGAGCUUGAGCCUGGGGCCCUUGGCCCAAGCGACGCCCCAUCUGCCUUCGGUCAAUGGCGCUAGCCGAAGGCGCUUUGGUUGUCAUGUUUGUUGAGGAGUUGGCUAGGGUAUUGUUUAUGGGUGUUGGUGUAUAGAGACAUGGGUGAGGAUGUGUUUCUGCAUGGAUUGGUGGGUCAUUCCUUGGUUUCCAUAGCCACGCCGCUUUCUGCGGGCACGUGACAACGGUUGGGUGCCCUAGCCUAUAAAUAUGAGUGGUUGAUGGGACUCAUUCUUUUACCCGGCUCAGUUCUUGUUUUGUUGUCAUGGCUGCUUUUGCGAGGGUUUCUAGAGGUUUCUGGGUUACGUGCUUUGUGGAGGCUAUGCGCUUGGCGAAGGUUGUAUUGUUGACAAAGUGUUCCUGUGGAGGUUUAUGUCAGUGCCUUGUGUUGGAUACCUUU
Messenger RNA from Sorghum bicolor (sorghum), 6879 nucleotides. RefSeq lists its product as uncharacterized. Bases 490 to 2721 code for a protein of 743 amino acids. NCBI's taxonomy places the organism in Eukaryota, Viridiplantae, Streptophyta, Magnoliopsida, Poales, Poaceae. The record is from RefSeq and is a predicted model, not a curated record. The transcript is spliced from 14 exons.